AUAUUAAUAUUUGCUGGAUCUUUUCCGUGCUCUCGACAGUAUCGUGCUGGAUCCUCUGCCAUUUGCUGCCCACCGGAGUUAUCUGAUGGGCCCAUAAAAUUCUGCUGCCUCCCGCGCGCCUUCAAAAAUCUCCAGGGACUUCGACCACCUCGGCCAUUUCCGAGUGUCUGGCGAUUCUCGUCCGAUUCCAGGUGUUUUACGUUGAAAUCUGGAAUUCAACCUGGUAGGAUCAGCUAUCGUGCACUAUCGUCCACUAUUCGGCGGCUCAACAUUGCCGGGGGCGGGAUUCCUGUUUGGUAUAAAGAUCCAAGAGUUCCGUUGGUUCAUUCUCCUCUCUCGGACGAAAACGUCGUUUAUGCUGUUUCUUGAUUCGUGAAUUUUAAACAUGGCAUUGAUACAUCAUCGUCGAUCUCUUGGCGAUCUCUGGUGGAGGAAGUCUGCCGGGAGGAUCGCGUUCGGGUUGGUGGCGUUCGUGAUCAUCACCGUCCUGCUCAAAGUCUCGCUGCGGUCUCCGAGCGAGCCACUGAUCGCUGGGAACAGUCCUCUGGUGGAAUUGACAUUGUUGCAGGAUGCCGAAUCAAAAGGAGCAGUUUGCCUAGAUGGAAGUCCACCUGCUUAUCACAUUCAAAGAGGGUAUGGAUCUGGCUCAAAAAAUUGGCUUCUUCAUAUAGAGGGUGGUGGAUGGUGCAAUACCAUGGCAUCAUGUGGUGCACGCAAGAUGACUAUCUUAGGAUCUUCUACACUUAUGCAACCUGUUGUCUUUUCUGGAAUUUUAAGUGGUUCUCCAUCAGAAAACCCUUAUUUUUUCAACUGGAACCGGGUCAAGUUACGUUAUUGUGAUGGUGCAUCUUUUGCUGGAGAUGUUGAACAUGAAGUUAAGGACGGAUCGAAGCUUUUCUUUAGAGGGCUGAAAAUCUGGCAAGAGAUCAUGAAUGAACUUCUGUCAAAAGGUCUAGCUGUUGCUCAAAAGGCUUUACUUUCAGGGUGCUCUGCUGGAGGAUUGGCAACCUUUCUACAUUGUGACGACUUUCAAUCACUGUUGCCCAAAGAUGCCACUGUCAAAUGCCUUGCGGAUGGAGGCUUUUUUCUGAAUGAAAAGGAUAUUUCUGGAAAGAGCACUAUGCUGACCUUCUAUCAUGAAGUGGUCACGUUGCAGGAUGUAGCAAAAGUUCUUCCUAAUGGUUGCACCUCUAGAAAGAAACCCUCUCAGUGCUUCUUUCCUGAAUCCAUCAUUGAAAGCAUACGGACUCCACUAUUUAUUGUCAACCCAGCUUAUGAUUUUUGGCAGAUACAAAACGUUUUAGCGCCAGAUUCAGCAGAUCCAAGUCAUGAAUGGGACAAGUGUAAGCGGAGCAUUGACAGUUGUACAGGAGCCCAGAUAAAAGUAUUGCAAGAAUUCAGGAACAAGCUACUCACUGCAUUGAAUGAAUUGCCAAAAUCUAAAUCGAGAGGCCUGUUUGUGAAUUCUUGCUUUGCACAUUGUCAAACAUGGAUAGGUAGCACAUGGCAUUCAGCAGAUUCACCAAGAUUGAGUAACAAGACUAUUGCUGAAGCUGUUGGAGAUUGGUACUUUGACAGAGAAGAAGUGAAGCUAAUCGACUGUCCAUAUUCAUGCAACCCUACUUGUCACAACGCAAAUCUUUUAUAACAGCUGCUUUCAAGUAUUGUUUUUUUGCCUAAGGAGAUGAAUGCACACUGAGAUUUCAAGUACUUUCUCUAAACAAGGCAUCUCUUGACCUCCAAGGAUUAUUCCAAAUCCUGAACCACGAGUGAAGUGCUAUAUGAAUUAAACAUGUGGUGCUUCAAGAGGAGGAUAUAUCACUGGCUCUGUACCUAUCCAUGUCAAACACAAUGAAAAGGAACAACUUGCAAAACAUUUGCUGAUUUGUGCUGAUGGACCAUCUCAGUGAGAGGCAAGUGCAUUUGCCAGAGACUAGAUAAUAUUCAUUUUUCAUGUACAAGUGAAUUCUAUCAUCUGGAAUGACAAUGAAAAUACAAACACCAAUUGUGCUAUAGCUGCUUAGAACCUUUUUGCUC
Molecule: messenger RNA, 2037 nt
Organism: Nymphaea colorata (pocket water lily)
Lineage: Eukaryota; Viridiplantae; Streptophyta; Magnoliopsida; Nymphaeales; Nymphaeaceae
Product: pectin acetylesterase 5-like
Exons: 12
Coding region: 386-1648 (420 amino acids)
Molecular function (GO): hydrolase activity
Source: RefSeq, a predicted model, not a curated record